AUGCACACAAGUUUCACAGACGCGGAAGACAAGCUGCUGGUGCAGAUCGCGUUCCAGUUCGAAAAGGAGGGCUUACGUGUCACAUGGGACUACGUAGCCCGCCAAAUGAAGACCAAGCGGUCCGCCCGCCAGCUGAGGCUUCGGUUAGCCAGCCUAAUAAGGACGUACGGAAAGGCAAUUAGUGGUUUCCCGCCAUGUUUUCUUCGCGGCAUGUCUUCAAGACGUCUUCUCGGAGCACCACCACAACCACCACCAGUCGUAUUGCAACGACCGGUACGACCAGCCUGCCGACCUCCAGCUACUCCGUCGAGUGCUAAAGGUCCCUACGGUGAUCACCACGCGCCAGGUGAUGACAUAUCUGCGAGUGCCACGAGUGGCAAAGAGGUGCCGGAUAGCAAGGAGAAAGAAAUCCAAGGUCGCUGUGAUCAAGGUGGAGGUGGCUGUAUUGUACGAAGUUGUGGUCAUCCACUGGUGGCUAUAGCGAAAAGCGCUUCGGGAACUGACUUCGGAUCUUGUGGAGAUAAUCUAGACGAUGUCCAAGCUGCUGAGGCAGUUGAUAUCAUUUUUGGAAGUAUCAGUGCUCAUGACGUCCGCCAACCCGCUGGCCGCACUUAUGACAAUGCGGGUGAGGUGGUACCGUCUGGCGUUACUCUCCUACUUGCAGCCGUUGACCUACUCGAUAAAGCGGACGUAUUUCUCGACGUUGGGGCUGGUGUUGGCAACGUGCUUGCGCAGGUAGCGCUUAUGACGAACGUCAGAGUGUGCGUCGGGAUCGAGCUUCGACGAGACCUCGUCUCUAUCGGUGAGCAUUGCAUGCGACCGCAGCACAGGAAAUACCCACGGCUCAGGAAGGUACUACUCAAGCAAGCGGAUUGUAGAGAUGUUUUGAUGUCAUAG
Phytophthora nicotianae INRA-310 is the source of this 897-nucleotide messenger RNA. RefSeq lists its product as hypothetical. The record is from RefSeq and is a predicted model, not a curated record. Gene Ontology annotation, cellular component: nucleus. Gene Ontology annotation, molecular function: histone H3K79 methyltransferase activity. Lineage: Eukaryota; Oomycota; Peronosporomycetes; Peronosporales; Peronosporaceae. Bases 1 to 897 code for a protein of 298 amino acids. Gene Ontology annotation, biological process: regulation of transcription regulatory region DNA binding; DNA repair; DNA damage checkpoint signaling. The transcript is spliced from 3 exons.